This is a messenger RNA of Pollicipes pollicipes, 621 nucleotides long. Its product is annotated as plexin-B-like. Gene Ontology annotation, molecular function: semaphorin receptor activity. The record is from RefSeq and is a predicted model, not a curated record. Gene Ontology annotation, biological process: semaphorin-plexin signaling pathway; regulation of cell migration; regulation of cell shape. The transcript has 2 exons. Gene Ontology annotation, cellular component: plasma membrane; semaphorin receptor complex. The coding region runs from base 1 to 621 and encodes 206 amino acids. NCBI's taxonomy places the organism in Eukaryota, Metazoa, Arthropoda, Thecostraca, Pollicipedomorpha, Pollicipedidae.
AUGCUGCAGCGCUUCAUCGAUGAAAUGAUGUCGAGCCUGUUCGUGAUUGACGACGAGCCUCCGGUGGUGGUCAAGUGGCUGUUUGACGUGCUGGACGAGGAGGCCGAGAGGGAGGGUAUCGUCCACCCGGAGAUCCUGCAUGCGUGGAAGGCCAACUGUUUGCCGCUGCGUAUGUGGGCCAACCUGAUCCGGCGCCCGGAGCUGAUAUUCGACCUGGACAAGUCGCCGGCCGUCGAGUCCAGCCUGACUGUGAUAUCUCAGAGCCUUGUGGAGGCGUGUCUGUCCACGCCCCACGCCAUUUCCAAAAACUCGCCGUCGCAUAAACUCGUGUUCGCCAAGGACAUUGCCCGGUGGCAGUGCUCGGUGAGCGAGUAUUUCGAGUCGGUGAGAAGCCGUCCACCGGUCAGUGACCAGGACCUGGGUGUGUUCCUCCAGCAGCUGUCCCGCAGCCAGGCGGCUCAGUUCGACGCCAUCGCCGCCCUCAAGGAGCUCUACGUUUACAUCAACAAGUACAGAGACGCAGUUGUACAUGCGCUUGACGCCACCCCAGCGUGUCAGCAGCUGUUCUUGUCGAGCCGUCUUUCAAACAUAGCCGCCAGCCUGGAGACCCCGAUCUGCUGA